AUGAAGUUCUUUUAUAAACAUUGCUUCAACUUUCAUGACUGCGCCAAAAACAAGCUUCUUCAGAAAGCCCUCAUCUUUAUGGAUCAACCCGGCGUCAACGACUACAAGCAUACCUUCUUAAAUGGAAAACCUAUGUCAGAGGCAUCCCAUCUCGUGCCUGAAGUGGUGGAGACCAUUAAGAAUUCAGUUGAAAGACUCAUCAAAGAAGCUGAAGCUACAACUAUUAUGGUUUCUGGAAUUGUACCCAUGGGCUGUUUUCCUGGUUAUCGGACUCUGUUUCCAGAGGGCGAUGCCAUUGGCAAAAACAGAUGCCACAGGGGACUGAAUAUGUUCUCAAUGUUUCACAAUGAUCAUCUCUGGCAAGCAAUUCUGGAGCUGCGUGUAAAAUACCCUGAUGUUCACAUCAUAUAUGCAGAUUACUACAAAGCAUUCAUGGCUGUUCUUAAAAACCGCGCGUUUCUGGGAUUCAAGACAGAGAAUUUGAUGAAGGUAUGUUGGGGCAGUGGAGCUGCUGCUACGUGUUCUGAUAGGGCUUCUUAUAUACAUUGGGAUGGAUUUCAACUGACCCCAGAGGCUUUAGAGAACUUGAUUGAUACGCUGUUCAGCGAAAAAGGAUUCAUAUUUCCAGAAUUCAAGUUUGGAGAAGAAACAACAGCAGCAGUGACAAGGCGGAAUUAGAAACAUGUCUUCUAUUUUGUUAGGCAUUUACUCUUCGUCUAAGACGGUUGUUUAUAUUCAGUUAUGUCUAUGGUUUUUUUCACUAA
Molecule: messenger RNA, 764 nt
Organism: Solanum dulcamara
Lineage: Eukaryota; Viridiplantae; Streptophyta; Magnoliopsida; Solanales; Solanaceae
Product: GDSL esterase/lipase At5g03980-like
Exons: 1
Coding region: 1-678 (225 amino acids)
Molecular function (GO): hydrolase activity, acting on ester bonds
Source: RefSeq, a predicted model, not a curated record